Molecule: messenger RNA, 3642 nt
Organism: Aspergillus bombycis
Lineage: Eukaryota; Fungi; Ascomycota; Eurotiomycetes; Eurotiales; Aspergillaceae
Product: karyopherin MSN5
Exons: 9
Biological process (GO): protein export from nucleus; RNA export from nucleus
Cellular component (GO): RNA nuclear export complex; cytoplasm; nucleus
Molecular function (GO): RNA binding; nuclear export signal receptor activity
Source: RefSeq, a predicted model, not a curated record
CCCCCGGUCAAUUUCAGGGUCGGGCCUAGUCGAAAAAUGACUACCGAAGAAGAUCUGUCGGAGAGCCGCAUCGCAGACAUCGUUCGCGCUCUGGAGCUCAUCCACAAUCCGUCUUCCACCAAUGAGCUCCGCAGGGAGGCGUUGACGUUUGUUGAAUCGCAAAAGGAGAGCAAAUCCGCCGCGCGCAACGGCUUUGUGCUGGCAUCUCGGGAACAGAACGACCCCUUAGUCCGCUACUUUGGUCUGACGCUCUUGGACCAUGUCCUGCGGCACACCUCCUUCACGGCCUCAGCGCAGGUGAUCGAGCUGAGGGAGCUAGUCCUCAAGCUUGCAGAGUCCAUCCGACCUGAGGAUCCUGCAUAUCUCCGCAACAAGAUCCCGCAACUAUGGGCGGAGAUCGCGAAAAGGAGCUGGGGCUUGGACUGGGUUGAAAUGGACCAGGCGCUUGCCCAAUUCUGGGGAGCCAGCCUGGUGCACAAAGAGUUGGUUCUCUCCAUCCUAGAAACUCUCUCGGAGGACAUCUUCUACCGGGAAGAUACCGUUUCCUCAUUGCGAGGAACAGAUCUCAACCGAGCGCUGGUUGAGAUUUUUACGCCGCUGUCAGUUUUUGAAGAGGUCUAUCCGAAAAGGGAUAACCAUGUCGAGCUACGGUACGGCACUGACGGCUGGCUGCCGCGAAUCUGCGAGUUCCUUCAAUAUUGUAUUGAUAACCUUCAAAACUCAAAACAAGCGAAAGAUGCAGCGCUCAAAGCCCUUGCGACUCUGAAAUCCGUUCUGCUAUGGGCUAUUCCUAAAGCCAUUAUUUCCUCAAAUUGUGUCCCUGCUAUUGCUAGAGCUUUCACUUGCUCAGAUGAGCAAGUGUUAUUGGCUGCUGUCGAAGCCUUGCACUCUUUGUAUAGCAGAUCCAACAUGGAUAUGGAGAGUUUCCAACCUCUUGUACAUUUGAUGUACGAGACCGAGUGUUUAGAUAUUAUGCAGAAAUUAUACCAGUGGUCAAUUGUGGGGCCUGACGACAUGGACGAUACCCGAUAUAUGAUCUCGAAAAAGCUGUCCGAAAUGCUAUCGUACAUUGCAGGAUUCUUGGAGGAGAAGGGGUUUUCUCUAGAGAGCGCGCGUGGCGUGAACUUGCCAUUCUUCUUCCACCUGACAAUAAGUGUUAUUCAGCAUCAGAGCUUGAUGGUCUCGAUCCCCGUCCUCCACGUGUGGUCCAAACUGUUAGCUUCUGAAAGAAUAGGAAACACCGAUCUGGUUACUGGCUUGAUUCCUUCGCUACUAGAGAUCUGCACCCAGCGGCUGGUCCGAUGGGAGGCUUUACCAACGGAUUCGGAUGAUCCCACAGUAGCAUUUUUAACUGACGAUAUCGACACUAUCCCGGAGAGACAUGCCUUUGUAGGCAAUUAUCGCAGAUACUGCUCGUCAAUUAUUGAGACGAUCGUCCAGAAGCGCCCACAGGAAGCCAUCCCCCAUAUCUUGUCAGGCGUUGACACCAAUUUGAACAACCUCUACAAUGGAGUGGAGCCUUUCAGCGCAAAAUCGUUCUCAAAGAGCUCAAUUCCCCUGAUGCGCGCCGAUACACAGUUCGCCGUCGUAGAAGCAACUCUUAAGGGCUAUAACAAGUGGGUGGCCGCUCACGGAAAAAUGCCGCAGCAAGAUGAACAAAAACGAAGUGACCUGGAGGGUAUCUUGGAGAAAUGGGCUUUCUCGCUAAUGCAGCGGAGCUUCGAGGACCCGGUUCUCAAGCAGAGAGUCAUUAAACUUAUCGUUGAUAUCUCAUCAAAGGCUCUCGACAAGACUCCUAGCUUUGCGCUCAAAGCCCUCGAAUACAUUCUCAUGACCCGCCUGCCUGAUCAGCCCGAGUUUCCUGUUUACUCUGAGGCUGUGAAGGAACUGCAUGGCUUGUCCAGCCAUGAGCUCAGGCGCCUCGCAAUGCGCUAUUCAGAGUAUUUCGCCACAUUCUACGACGUACUUGAACCGAAAGUCAAGGAGAUCAGCUUCGCCAACCGAGUGGAUGACAAACUCCAAAUGGAACUUACCUCCAUUCUUCUCAUAAUCAUGCAACGCGCGAAUAACGUGGAACCGUAUCUACGCCAAUCCCGUUUGGCAUCAUUUAUCGAGCCCAUAAGGCAGGCUUGGCAAGAUGAGGAGUUCAGGCAGAUGAGCUCCUCUUUCGAAGGAUUCUGCUCCAUGCUUGGACUACAGAGCGUCGGACCGUUCAUGCAAGCUCAACAAGCCCAGAAGCUGGAGGACUGGGCGUCCGUGCCUCUUGACAGCGAGGGUAAGCGAAUUCAGGAAGAGAUGACUCGAAAGUUCCAGCAAUUGCCUUUGAGAGGCACAAAGACGAUGUUUGCUGUCUCUACAGAUAAGCUCAAAAAGAGUGAGCCAGCGUAUGAGCUUGCGUGCAGUGUCUGGCAUGAGACGAUUCCAAUUAUAUUGCCGACAUUGCUAGAGCUUGUUAGUAAUGCACAUGCCUUCCACAAUCCGGCCAACUGGGGCGGUCUGCCCGGUGAGAUGCGGACAGUUGUUGAGCGCAUCUUAACCGACAGAUUCUGGCAAGCAGGCAUAUCUACUGGUAGUCGGGAUGAGUUCUACGCUAAAAUCACCGCUUCACGGGCAUCGCUUGAAGGCUUUGCGUCCUCAGUCAGAGGUAAGAUCAGAGCAGUUAGAGAAUCUUGCUACUCGAUGCUCUACAGUAUGAGCAGACUACGUGAGCACUUCUAUGGGUUUGCGGAACUUCCAGGGCCUUUGUCUCAAGCUCUAUUCAAGGACUCAUCCUGCCUUUCUUCACAUCAGUUCUCUGUGCUCCUCAACAUUGCGAGAUGCUUAAUUGACGAUUGCCCCGUUCGCUUCCGUGGUCACUUCUUGCCUCCGAUGCUCUCAACCUUGUUCACCAACAUCGAUAAAAAGGUUACAUCGGAAUGGGCUAUGAUCGAACAACAGAGAGAAGGUCUUGCGGACGCAGAUCUGACUGAUGAGAUGAAAUCCGAAAGUAUCCUUCGACAAUUGACGUACUCUGCGGUGAUCAUGGUGGCGAGCCUUCUGGAUCCGCAGAGAGGGGACCCUGACGAGGAACCUGUGGACCCAAGCGCAGCACAUCCCCAACCUGCGCUCUCUGACUCCAUACGCCAUUUCGUCCUCUCCUCGCCGGAGAUCUUUGAGCCUUUGAUGCUUUUCUGCACCCAUGCGCUUCGUAUGCGUGAUACCCGAUGCUGCAGCAUCAUUACACGCGUUAUCCGAUCCAUCCUACAGGACUUCGCCCCUCCCAAUAACUCUCCAACAACAGUCCAAAUCCGUGAAUUCAUAUGCUCCGAGGUGCUUAAAGCAUGCAUUACGUCCGUGCAUGAGCCCUAUUUUGUCGACAUGCAAAAGGAUCUUGCCCAGCUUAUCUCCUCAAUUUGGGUACUCUAUGGAUCGAGCACGCCUACACCGCGCUCUGUGAUCCUCAGCCUGCCUGGCAUGGAUGAGCAGAGGGUAGCAAUGACUGAAGCGUCCCUAGUUAGAUCUACCGCCGCGCGCCAACAGCGAGCUCUCAUUCUGGAUCUUUUGGAAGGUCUCAGGGGCGUCAGCAUCGCCGAGCAAGGAAAGAUCCUGGCUCGCGAGAGGAACGCCGCAAGGCCCGCAGCGCCUUACAGGAAAGAUACAUGA